This is a messenger RNA of Maylandia zebra (zebra mbuna), 1958 nucleotides long. It is a transcript of the gene epdl1, whose product is annotated as ependymin-like 1. Gene Ontology annotation, molecular function: calcium ion binding. Gene Ontology annotation, biological process: cell-matrix adhesion. The record is from RefSeq and is a predicted model, not a curated record. Gene Ontology annotation, cellular component: extracellular region; lysosome. NCBI's taxonomy places the organism in Eukaryota, Metazoa, Chordata, Actinopteri, Cichliformes, Cichlidae.
CACCCGAAUCUGAACUUGAGCCCUCAGAUGUUGGUUGAAAAUAAAAUCCGGAAGCAUCUAGGCCUGUCUGGUCAUGUGUCAGCAUAUAUAAGGAAGUGCAGCUCCUCUAGAGCAACAGAGACUUCGCAACUACCUGUGAGAAAGUCUGCGGAUUCCUCGAAGAUGAAACUCUUUGUGGUGUUAGUGUGCGUGCUGGCAGGCUGCCUGGCAGAGAAACCUCGCCCAUGCAAAAGCCCUCCCCUUCUGACUGGAGCCCUCACUGUUUCCACACAGAAUGAAAAGCUGUGGGUUUAUGCCAAAUACCUGUACGAUGCAUGGGGACAAAGGGUCCGGCUCAUGGAGCUGGGGAACUACCAGAACAAGUCUUUCACCUAUGACGCCCUGCUGCUCUUCAGUGAGGCUGCCAUGUAUGAGAUCGACGACAAAGCUCGUACAUGCAAGAAAAAGCCUCUGAAGGCAGACUUCCAUCCUAUGGAAAUCCCAAUAAAUUCAACUCUGGUGGGCCAAGCCGUCCUGGGCAGCUCAUCUGGACCUGGUGAAGGACUCCUGGUCAACACCUGGACUGGAAAUCUUCCUGGAAACACAGGAAAGUACCUGACCACCUUCACUGAAUUCGGAUGCAUUCCAGUCAACACUAUGUACCAGACACAAGAGUAUGGAUGGAUGGUGACAGGCUUCUUCAACAACGUCGUUGGGAUUUCUGACCCUGGUCAGCUCAACCCCCCCGACUUCUGCCCAACAGAGAUGACGUCGAAUGGAGAGAAGCCUGAAGAUUUCACCAGCUUGUUCUUUAAGCUGCAAGAGUUAGGGGUCAAAACAGCUAAAACGCAGUUUCUACUAUUAAAAGACAUUCCCCUUGACUUUUAUUCUCACAUAACUGGCGUAUUGAGAAAUGACAAACAAAAAACUUGGCAGCGAAAACAGAAUGGGAGUAUCACCUGCUUGUUUUUUAAGGAAGUGAUAUUUUUGAAGCAGUAUCAUAUGAGCAGCUGUUGCAGAGGAAAACAUUCAGAUCUGCAAUCGAACAGCAUGAAGGUCCUCGUCCUGCUUGUGUGCCUGUCCGUGGGCUGUCUCGCUCAGAGACCACGGCAUUGCAGAUACCCGCCACUGAUGAGCGGAAGCCUGUCUGUGUCCACUGCAAAUCAGAAACUGCUGGCAUUCUCCAAGUACAUCUAUGAUGGACUGGGAGAGCGCAUCCGCUUCAGACAGUUUGGACUCUAUGACAAUAAGACCUACCACCUUGAUGUGCUUCUACUGUACAGAGAGGGUGUUAUGUACAAAAUAAACAACAAGAACCGCACAUGCACUAAGCAGCAUCUGAGCCCUGACUUCCAUCCGCUGGCAGUUCCAAGAAAUGCCACCCUGAUGGGCCAGGUUGUGUUGGGCGCCUCCUCUGGUCCUGGACAGGGAGUCCUGGUCAACAGUUGGUACGGGGAGGAGACGACGAAGACGGGAUCAGCCAAGUACUUUACCACUGUCACCCAGUUUGGAUGCAUCCCCGUCAGUACUCUGUACCACACCAGCAGCGGUGACUGGGUGGUCAACAGCUUCUAUAACAAUGUCAUUGGAUUAGUCGAUCCCCAAAAACUCAACCCGCCAUUUUUCUGCAUGAAUGCUGAGCAGGGGGAUGAAGACGAGCCAGUAACAUUUCUCAGCUUGUUUAAAGAAUGAUUUUACAAAUGGUGGUGACAAUGAUGAUGAUGAUGAGUCACUGAACUGCGUUGCUGCCAUUCAUAAACAAGCUUCAUUUGGUUAAAAUUCAUGCUAAUAUUUAAUCAGAGUAUUUUCAUACAUAUUUUACAUUCAUCAGAUUGAGCAGCGUUUCCUCUAAAAUCUAUUUUUAAUCACACUGUUUCUCUUUUUUAAUAUUUUCCCAUAACAGUUUAUCGGUUAAAUUAGUGUUUUAACAUUUAUGUCAUAAGAAAAUAAAAACAAAUUCAGAAAAGUCGAGCCUGAUA